UCUCCUAGAAACUUUUAGGGAAUUAAUAGUACCACGUAAGAACAGAGGCGCUUUAAGCUGCACGAUAGGUUCACCCUCUAGGUGGAAAACUAUAAAUUAGAAGAACACACGUGACUUUACUCUAUAUCUGUUUCUUAUUCAGUGCAUAUGUAAUUUGAAGAAGAAAUUAUAACCUUUUUGUUGAUGUUGUGAAAGUCGUAAAGUUCACUAUCAUUUACGCCAAAAAUACUUUGUUAUUAAAAAAAUGUCAGAUUUUAAGAAUUUAGAACAAGCAUUAAGGCGCCUGAGAAAAAAUGUUGCAAAAUUUCCAAUCGGAGCAGUUUCGUUGUAUGACCAUAAACCUGUAGAAGAAAAAAUUCAAAUUUUAAGAGGAUCAACUAGUCGCCUAAAUUCCAAGAAGAUAAUGGUUAAAGCUAAAAUAAAUUACACAAAAAAUAAAUCAUCUACAAAAAGUAAGGAGGAUAGUUUUGAAAUGCUACAAGAUUCUACAGCCAAAGCAAUUAUAAAUAAUAAUGCAAUUAAACUAUGUCUUCGUGGUUGUACUAUACAAGACAUUAUGUUUAAUAAAUAUAAAACUGACAUUAAAAAGAAAAUGAUCAUGGCUAUGAGGAAGUUAUUUAUGUUGAACGACGCUAUCCUGUCAAAUCAACAAUCUGUUGAAAAUGCAUUUCAAAAACAACUAAUUUUAAAAAUUGAAUGCCAGAAAUCUAUACUUGAUUACCAUACCUUUUUAAAGGAACAAGAUACUCAAAGAAAGGAAAAGUUGCAGAAAACAAAUCCUACCAUAGCAGAGAAUAAAGAAAAAAUACUAAAAUUUAUAAAAAAAAUAAAUAUUAUAAAAAAACUUAUCACAAACUUCGUAGCAACUUCAGCUGUACUCUUAAUGAAAGAACCUCUCUUAAUAGAAAUGUUAGAAAAGCAUGGAGAAAUAAUUAACGAAGAAACAAUAAUGAAAUUAACAGAGAAUGCUCGCAAGGGUAGAAAGUGAAAGUGUAGAAAAAGUGUUCGUUUUUUUGUAUUUUUUAUACUUUUAUACGAUAAUGAUGUAAUUAAUCAUAAUCAUAAAUAUUUGCAUUUUUAAUAAGCAUUUCAUUUGCGUUUAAUAUGAAAAUGUUCAAUAAGAUUAAUGUGAACUGAUUGACAAAGAAUAUCAGUGAAAGUAUUGAAAAAUUUGUUUUAACCAUA
This is a messenger RNA of Polistes dominula (European paper wasp), 1185 nucleotides long. RefSeq lists its product as uncharacterized. The record is from RefSeq and is a predicted model, not a curated record. NCBI's taxonomy places the organism in Eukaryota, Metazoa, Arthropoda, Insecta, Hymenoptera, Vespidae.